AUGGACAAACUCGCCAGUAUGCCCCUGUUCGACAAUCGGCACAUGAUGAAGGUCCACAUUGUGCAAAUCAUUGUGAUUCACAUCGUCAUGGGCCUCUCCGGUGCCAGAAUAUUCCUCAAGGGCGGCCCAGUGACCCGUACAAACACCAUGUCUCUAGGUAUAUCUGUAAAAUCCAUGGUCUUCAUCAUCUACCAAAUCGCAACUCAGCACUGGGCCCGAGGCCGGGGCUGGGCGUCCUUGAAAGCCAACGCCAUUCUCAACGGCCUCGAGCCCGUCUUCUGGGGCGCUGUAGUCUUCAUGUCCAUCCAGGGUAACAUCCAGCGCUGCGUCGGCACGAGCUGCAUCCUCAGCUGGGUUAUUGUCGGAUGCGGUAUCUUCCUCAACCUUCUCGCCGCAUACACCGCCGUCGUAUCCUUUGUCGAUUUCAAAUACUUCCGCCGCACUGGCACGACCCGCGGCGUCUCAGUCGACCGCAAGGCACCGAUGCACACCGAGGAGAUCACUUCGACUGGUUCUGUUGAGGACCAGGAGAUGGCGCAGCCGAGAAGAAAGGCAGAGAGGAUGUAA
Molecule: messenger RNA, 567 nt
Organism: Colletotrichum abscissum
Lineage: Eukaryota; Fungi; Ascomycota; Sordariomycetes; Glomerellales; Glomerellaceae
Exons: 3
Coding region: 1-567 (188 amino acids)
Source: RefSeq, a predicted model, not a curated record